Molecule: messenger RNA, 963 nt
Organism: Aspergillus clavatus NRRL 1
Lineage: Eukaryota; Fungi; Ascomycota; Eurotiomycetes; Eurotiales; Aspergillaceae
Product: putative cell wall organization protein/glutathione transferase (Gto3)
Exons: 3
Coding region: 1-963 (320 amino acids)
Cellular component (GO): cytoplasm
Molecular function (GO): glutathione transferase activity
Source: RefSeq, a predicted model, not a curated record
AUGAUCCAUCAAGUAGGAACAAGCGAUGGAUGGCAUGGCAUCAUCGCCCACGAGGGGCCCUUCACCCCGGUCGCUGGCCGUUAUCACCUCUACAUCGGUCUUUUCUGUCCCUUUUCCCAUCGAGUGGACCUUGUGCGCCACCUCUGCGGCCUGGUCGAUAUCAUCCCCGUGUCCAUCGUAAGACCAUGGCCAAAGGUGGCUGGGAAGGGCCUGAAAUUCCCCGAAACCGAUGAGGAAUACCCGGGUGCGACUGUCGAUCCGCUCUUCGGCACGGAGUUUGUGCAAGACCUCUACUUCAAGGCUGAUACUAACUACAAGGGCUCGUGGUCAACACCGGUGCUGUGGGAUAAGUGGACAGACUCCGUCGUGAGCAAUGAAUCAGCAGAGAUGCUGCGCUGGUUGCCCAACGCCUUUGAUUCGAUCCUGCCCGCGACGCAGAAAAGGGCAGAUCUUUAUCCCAUUGCGGUUCGAUCCGCUAUCGACGAAACGACCGUCUGGAUGCAGCCAGAGCUCAACGGGGGGGUUUACAAGGCCGGGGCAGCAAAUCCGCAGGAGGCUUACAACCAGGCAGUGGCAGUAGUCUUCCGAGCACUCAAUAAGCUGGAGAAACUGCUGGGUAAGAAUGGCGGUCCGUUCAUCCUCGGAGACCAGCUCACCGAGCUCGAUCUGAGGGCUUACACGACCUUGAUCCGGUUCGAUCCUAUCUACGUCCAACACUGCAAGUGCAACCUGGGGAUGAUCCGACAUGACUAUCCACACAUCCAUAACUGGCUGAAGAAUCUGUACUGGAAUGUGCCCGGUUUCCAGGAAACGACAGACUUCAUGCACAUCAAGGAGAGCUAUACCAAAAAUGAACCCGAUGUCAAUCCAAAGGGGAUCACUCCCAUGGGACCCAUCCCUAAUAUUGAAAGAGCUGUGACCGAGAACUGGGAUGAGCUGCGUGUUGGUUUCAUCGGCGUCUAG